This is a messenger RNA of Poeciliopsis prolifica (blackstripe livebearer), 2810 nucleotides long. RefSeq names its product complement component 7a (gene c7a). Gene Ontology annotation, cellular component: membrane attack complex. NCBI's taxonomy places the organism in Eukaryota, Metazoa, Chordata, Actinopteri, Cyprinodontiformes, Poeciliidae. The transcript has 18 exons. Gene Ontology annotation, molecular function: protein binding. The record is from RefSeq and is a predicted model, not a curated record. Gene Ontology annotation, biological process: immune response. The coding region runs from base 53 to 2611 and encodes 852 amino acids.
CUUCCCAGCAAAGACACUCCCCUUAAAUAUACUUGUGUGAAAGCCUGCACAUAUGCCUCCUGUUUGCUCAUCUUCGAACAUCAUGAAGAAUAUUGCGCAACUCUGUGCAACAGUUUCGCUGCUGCUCCUGACCCUGCACUCUGCCAGAGUGUUCUGUGUGCAGCGUGUUCAUUGCCAGUGGGGGCUUUUUGGAAGCUGGUCAGCUUGUGAUCCCUGCUCCAAAUUGCAGACAAGAAGCCGAGCCAUGACUGUCUAUGCUCAGUUUGAUGGGAACCCCUGUAAUGGCGGCCGCACUGAGACCAGAACCUGUGAAACCACACAAGCCUGUCCAUUGGAAGAUGGAUGCGGAGAUAGAUUUCGUUGUCGAUCAGGGAAGUGCAUUAGCAAGUCUUUGUUGUGUAACGGAGAUCAGGACUGUGAAGAAGAUGGACUAGAUGAGCAGGACUGUCCAGUUGAAAAGUUCAUCACAUGUGAACAUACAGUUCCCCCUCCUCAAAUAGAGCUACUUGGGAUUGGGUUUGACGUAGUAUCUGGAAAGAGCAGAGGAAGCGUCAUCAACACAAAGAGCUUUGGAGGCCAGUGUCGAUCCGUCUUUAGUGAUGUCCACAAAACCAUUUAUCGGCUUCCCCUCAGCACUAUUCAGUACAACUUCCUGGUUACAGUCCAAAAGGAUUUCAGUGAUGAGAUGUUUGCCAGCCAAUGGCACUAUGCAAAAGAUAUUGUCAACAGAGAGACAGUAACCGGGACAACAACAGGACAUCGUAAUUAUGACUUCCAUGAUAAACAUGACACAUCUCAAGCCAGAAGGAUUGUGGUGUUAAAGAAUGAGAUAGAGGUAGCUCAGUUCCAAAGCAACUCUCCUAAGUACCUUCCAAUAUCAGAGGAGUUUUGGAAGGCCCUGGCCAACCUCCCCUCUGUUUAUGACUACUCGGCCUACAGGAAGAUUUUGGAGAUGUUUGGAACGCACUACAUAUCUGAGGGAAGCAUGGGGGGCUCCUUGAACUCCAUCGUUUCAAUCAAUGAAGAAACUGAAAAGCGCAUCAAGAGUCAGAGCUUCGACAAUCACGAAUGUGAAAGGAAAAAACGCUGGAUUCUGUUCAUUCCUUUCACAAGAGUGGUUUGCACAACGACGGGAGAUUCAAGCACAUGGCACAGUGUUUCCAGCAGCUCUGACAAUACUGCAAAAGUGGAAGUGCUUGGAGGAGGUCCAACACAUAUAGAAGGAUUAGAGAAAAUGCAGCUUGAGGAUGCAGAAAAGAACUGGGAAUUGUACUCAAAUUGGGCUGACUCCAUCAGGUCAUUCCCUGUGGUCAUAAAGCCAAAGUUUCGACCUCUUUCAGAACUGGUUAAAGAAGUUCAGUGUUCUGGAGUUAAGAGACUCUUCCUCCGUAAAGCCAUAGAACAAUACCUGUAUGAGAGCCAUUCCUGCCACUGCCAAUCCUGCAGAAAUAAUGGCCUGGCUGUCAUGGACGGAGACAAAUGCAAAUGCAUCUGUAAAACUGGCACAUCAGGACUGGCUUGUGAACAAGGAGUUGAGGCAGAAGGCCAACCAGGUGUGAUCCAUGGCAGUUGGUCCUGUUGGUCUGCCUGGUCUUUGUGUUCUGGGGGUCGAAGUUCACGAAGUCGCUCUUGCUCUAACCCUUCCCCUCAGAACGGCGGUCAUCACUGUACCGGAGAAACAACUGAGACUGCUGGCUGUGAAGAGCAAGAGGACCUGCAGCACUUAAAAACCAUGGAGCCUCAGUGCUUUGAUCAAACUCUCCCAGAACUUCAGAAGUGUGCGACUCCACCCAAUUUGGUCAACGGCUACAUCCUGGAUCCCAGGGACAACUACUAUGUGGGUAACAGAGUGGAAUAUAGCUGCACCGCCGGAUUUUAUCUUGUUGGUAACAGCAUCUUACAAUGCAAUGCUGAUCAAACCUGGUCUGCAAAACCUGGGCUCUGUGCAGUUUCAGUGUGUAAGCUUCCUCCGCUCGCUGAGGAUGUCAUAGCAUCUCCUUUACAGGAGGCUUAUCAUCUGGGAGACUCCGUUAGCUUGUCCUGCCCACAGGGUCGUUCAUUAGAUGGUGAAGCUACAGCUGUUUGUGAUUCCAGUUUGAAUUUUUCUCCAGACCCAGCUCAAACCAGGUGCAUCCAAGCUCAAAGAAGCCAGAAGCCCACUGCUUCCCCAACACAAUGCAAGCAAUGGCAGAAAUUAUUUAGAGGAAAAUGCGUCUGCAAAAUGCCUCCUGAGUGCAGUUCUUCGCUGGAGUUGUGUGCCAUAAGUCCAUUAAAUGGACAGUUUGUUCUCUUGACUGUCUGCAAGAUUCAGGCAAUCAAAUGUAUCGGGAAAAAUCUUGAGAUAGCAGAUGAGAGCAACUGCAGGUGGCCACAGCGCAGCACCACAGAUUGCACCAGAUGUCACAUGUGGGAAAACUGUGAUGCCCAAACAAAUCAGUGUCUCUGUAAAAACGACUCUGCUGACUGCUUGAAUCCAGGAGAAAGCCUGUGCAUCCGUAUUGGUGAGGAUUCAACAGUUGCACCACAAACCAUGAGCGAGUGUGAAGCAGGACUUCGACGAUGCAAAGGGGAGAAGGUGACUGUUGUCAGUAUCCAGCCAUGUGCUUCCUAAUACCUCCCGCUCAUGCUAUUGUUUAUUUGCCCUGUACUUCAGCAGCAUUUGACCAGUUGCAUAUUGUAGAAGUGUUGGCUGAGAAAUAAAAUGCAAAAGCUUAAUCGUUCAGAGGGAAAACUGAAAACUGUAUCUUCUGUUUUCUUCUUUACAUUGUUUUAUUUCCUUUUUUAUUUUGAUCAAUAAAAUAUUUCACUUA